Molecule: messenger RNA, 1862 nt
Organism: Achroia grisella
Lineage: Eukaryota; Metazoa; Arthropoda; Insecta; Lepidoptera; Pyralidae
Gene: Chi
Product: LIM domain-binding protein 2
Exons: 9
Coding region: 352-1740 (462 amino acids)
Biological process (GO): positive regulation of transcription by RNA polymerase II; negative regulation of transcription by RNA polymerase II; nervous system development
Cellular component (GO): nucleus; transcription regulator complex
Molecular function (GO): LIM domain binding
Source: RefSeq, a predicted model, not a curated record
ACCCGUCACCCGGCCAGUACCAUCGAGCGACACACGCCGUGUGUACCUAAUAUCGCGACCCGUGUACCAUGCGCCACGCUACGUAUUUGUCAUGAGGCGACCGCCGCUUCAUUUAAACUAAUAAUCAGUGAAAUAAUGUAAAACAUUUCGUCAAGCGUCUCGCAAACGCGGCGUAGUAUCGCCUACCUGCGUGCCAGCUUUGUUUUCCUCCCGCCGGCCGGCGCGACACGCGACAAACGUUGAACAAAAAAAGACUAAAUUUCAAUUCGAUGUCAGUGAGCGUGAGGAUCCUAGUGUUUGUGUAGUGUAGUUUUAAAAUAGUUAAAUGGAUAAACGCCGUGCAAUGUUCGUAUGAGGAAGAAAGGCAACCGGAACAUCAUGUCGGUGGGCCUGCAACGGCGCGUACCAGCGUUGGACGAGGGCGCGGGCGGCGUGCCGGCGGCAUGGAAAAGUGGGAACAACGACGCGCCCUUCCCUUCGUUCGCGCCGCCCGCGGGCUCCCCGGCGGGGCCCGCGUUCGCGGCGUCCCCGGCGCCGUCCACGCCGGGCCCCGGGCCCGGGUUCGCGGGCCCGCCGUACGCCGCGCCGGGGCCCUUCGGCAGCCCGUCGGCGCGGCCCGGCUCGGGCGGCGGCUUCCCCCCGGGCCCGCCGCCGCCGCAGGGCCAUUUCCCGGGGCCGGGGUUCGCCCCACCAGGCUCGCCGUUCCACCCACACCCGCCACAUCCGCCUAUGCCGCCGCAUCCACACAUGAUGGCUCCGUUGCCACCGCCAGUAGACAGAAGGCACGCGCCGUACUUCGGACAGCCGGAUUACAGAGUUUACGAGCUGAACAAACGGUUACAACAGAGGACAGAGGAAUCAGAUAACCUAUGGUGGGACGCGUUCGCGACAGAGUUCUUCGAGGAUGACGCCACUUUAACAUUAACUUUCUGUUUAGAAGAUGGACCUAAAAGAUACACAAUAGGAAGGACGCUCAUACCGCGGUACUUCCGCAGUAUAUACGAAGGCGGCGUGUCAGAGUUAUACUACACGAUGCGUCAGCCCAAAGAAUCCUUCCACAACACGAGCAUCACGCUCGACUGUGACCACUGCACUAUGGUCACGCAUCACGGGAAACCGAUGUUCACAAAGGUGUGUACAGAAGGCCGACUGAUCCUGGAGUUCACGUUCGACGACCUUAUGAGGAUCAAGUCGUGGCAUAUGGCGGUGAGGGCGCACCGCGAGCUGAUCCCUCGGCAGGCGGUCCACCCCCCCGACCACCAGGCCCUCGACCAGCUCACCAAGAACAUCACGCGCCAGGGUAUCACCAACUCGACACUCAAUUAUUUGAGGUUAUGUGUGAUAUUAGAACCUAUGCAAGAGCUAAUGUCGCGGCACAAAGCGUACGCGCUCACGCCGCGGGAUUGUCUCAAGACGACGCUCUUCCAGAAAUGGCAGCGGAUGGUAGCGCCGCCUGAAUCGCAACGGCCGGCGAGCAAACGGCGUAAACGCAAAGGCAGCGCGGGAGCAAACGCCGCGCCGCCCGCGCCUGCCAAGAAACGCUCGCCCGGACCCAACUUCAGUCUCGCCUCGCAGGACGUGAUGGUGGUGGGGGAGCCGUCCCUAAUGGGCGGUGAGUUCGGCGACGAGGACGAGAGACUGAUCACCCGGCUCGAGAACACGCAGUACGAGGGCGACGGCGUGGAGUGGCCCGCGCCCCCGCCCGCCUCCCCCGCCAAGACUCCGCCGGGCCCGCACUGACGCCGCCCGCAGCCGCCUCACCCCGCUGCGGCCCUGGUACACUUGCUCCACUCGCAACGCGCCCACUUGGAUAUGUCAGAUAUAAAUAAAUAAAUAUAGGCCUUUACGGAUAAAUUAUAAUG